AUGAUAAAAUUUCGUACAGAAGGUUAUAACGGUCCAUUCAUCGAAAAUAAAAUUGCUUGUGCUACAGCAGCAAAUUUUGGAUUGGUUGGAAAUGGAAGAUUAUUUAUUAUGAAUAUUGGGGUUGGACCUAAUGGAAUUGAUAUAGAAAGAAUAUUCGACACACAAGAUGGAUUAUUUGAUUGUUCUUGGAGUGAGAAUAAUGAAAAUCAGAUUGUUACAGCUAGUGGUGAUGGUUCUAUAAAAUUAUGGGAUAUAGCUCUUCCGGAAUUUCCUAUAAGAAAUUGGCGUGAACAUGGAAGAGAAGUAUUUUCGAUACACUGGAAUUUAAUAAAAAAAGAUUCUUUUGUCAAAUUAUUACAAUCUAUAAGUAAAUAUGAAGAACAUAAUAAUUGUGUAUACAGUACCAUAUGGUCACCUUAUAAUUCCGAUGUAUUUGGUUCAGCUUCAGGGGAUCAAACAGUAAAAAUUUGGGAUACUAAAGUUCCUCGAUCAAUUCAAACUAUUCGUGCACAUUCUAAUGAAAUAUUAUCAUUGGAUUGGAAUAAAUAUCAAGAAAAUGUAAUAGUAACUGGAUCAGUUGAUCAUACAGUAAAAGUUUGGGAUUUAAGAAAUCCAAAUUAUGAAAUUGUUUGUCUUCGAGGACAUGAAUAUGCUAUACGUAGAGUAAAAUGGUCUCCACAUAAAGGUAAUAUUAUAUCAAGUGUUAGUUAUGAUAUGACAAUGAGAUUGUGGGAUACUAUGUUAGUAAAUUCUUUAUUAGAUGUACAUGAUAUGCACACGGAAUUUGUAUUAGGUGUAGAUUUUAAUUUAUAUAUUGAAGGUGAAAUUGCUACUUGUGCUUGGGAUGAAAAUGUUCACAUUUUACAUCCUCCUUGUUUAUUACCAGCAACUGUACUUUAA
Diversispora eburnea is the source of this 900-nucleotide messenger RNA. Lineage: Eukaryota; Fungi; Glomeromycota; Glomeromycetes; Diversisporales; Diversisporaceae. The record is from the annotation of a GenBank genome assembly.